ACAUACGGGCGAAAAACAAGCGCCAAUAGUCCGAUCGUAGUUUUGACUGAAGAUGAACGUAAACUUAAUAAUCUGCCCGUCAACCGGAGGCGAAUAUCGAUUAAGCGUCGAUUUGGGGGAAAAUGUCAAUGAUCUCAGACGAUCAGUAGCUUCAAAGUUUAGAUUAGACGCUGAAAGAAUUCGACUGAUAUAUAACGAUAGGAAUUUAACAACAGGAACGCUUGAAGAAAAUGAUGUCGGCGAAAAUAGUAAAAUAAUUCUACUACCGUGCUUAAGGAGUGGACUAGUCCCCAAGAGCGUCGAAUCGACAAGCGUUCAAAUAGCGGAAGCUUUAAAAACUUUGUCCGGAAAACAGAUUGACGAUUUCUUAUGCGGUCGAAAACCUUUGAAUUUAAGGUUGAUUUUAGGAGGUCAUUUCGUCUACGUUCAACUGCAAUUAUCUUCAACUUCAAAAUGCCCUAAGCAACCUUCUCGAAUAGAGGACGUUCGCUGUCACGGAUCUGGAGUAUUUUCCGGAACAUUCUCAGGAACAGUUCGGUCUCCAAAAUCAAAGAACGGUGCGUCUCUAGUGGCGGGAAUACUCAACGACAUCCUCUUCUCUCAACGCAGACGCCGUGACGACCAGAUGACAGGCGAGAUAAGGCGAGCCGCCUCUCGUCAUUCAUCACCAGAUAAACAAAGGAGGGUAGAAGACGAUCAGACGCGUAGUAAAAUGGCCGCAUUAAAGGAGGCUCUAGUUGAACGAAGGCGUAAGAAGAGAAAAUUUUCACCUUACGAUCGACUCUUAGUAUAA
This is a messenger RNA of Dimorphilus gyrociliatus, 793 nucleotides long. The record is from the annotation of a GenBank genome assembly. Lineage: Eukaryota; Metazoa; Annelida; Polychaeta; Dinophilidae.